Molecule: messenger RNA, 17195 nt
Organism: Podarcis lilfordi (Lilford's wall lizard)
Lineage: Eukaryota; Metazoa; Chordata; Lepidosauria; Squamata; Lacertidae
Source: the annotation of a GenBank genome assembly
ACCCUGCCCACGGCAUCUUCCUCCGCCUCUCCAUUCAACUCUUGGCCAGGCACGAGUUAAGUUCAGAGAGCGCAGCUGCGCGCAGCAGCGCAGGCGUCCAGAGCGCAUGGCUCUCCCCACCCCCGGCAGCUGGAAUCCCGGGAACUGUAGUUCUCCCUCUGGCGGAGCUACAGUUCCCGGCACCCUCUGCAAACUACAGUUCCCAGGGUUCUUUGGGUGCGCUUCCAGCAGGCGAGGGUGGGCGGGGUGGCGGCGGCGGCUGGAGAGCCAUUUCCUUUCUGCUCGCACGGCCGGCGAGGCUCCACCUCUUCCUCGAGAAGCUGGAUUUUGAAUUUCCCAACGCAGGGGGCUGCCUCCGCCGAAGAAGCAGCGCUUUCCCAAGCCCGAUCGCCGGUGGUAUCCCAGGUGAGGGUCUCCGGAAGGAGGGCCGGGGGGCGGAGGAGGGGUCUGGCGGGGCUGGGAAGGGGGGCGAGGCUGGAAAUGGGGUCCCCGGGUCGGGGCGGUGCAAUGGUGCGCCCUCGCCUCCCCAGCUCGGCUCAGGCGCAAAGCAGAGGCGGAAAGGGCGGUCGGAGAUGGCCGGGAACACAACUUGAAACGAUGCGGUUAAUGCAGGGUUAAUCUGGCGCAGGAACAAUCCCCCAACGCUCAUACCCUCCCAACAUUUCUCCAAUGGCAUCAUCAUCAUCAUUUUAUGAUUUAUGGGUUUCCCCAGCCACACUGGGCGGCUUCCCACAUACAUAAAAAAACAUUUUAAAACUUCCCUGUGCUGGGCUGCCUUCAAAUGUCUUCUAAAGGUUGUAUAUAGUUACUGAUCUCCUGGGGGGGGGGGGAGGUCGCAAAACUCCGUUACUCUCCAACAUUGAAAAUAGAGGCAUCCCAAUGAAAAGUGGGAUCAAAUCAGACAUGGGGGCAGCUUCUGCAAAUCCAGGACUGUCCCUGGAAAAUAUGGACGCUCGGAGGGUCUGUAAGACUGGCACUGCCGCACAACAGCAGUGAGUUUUGUGUGGAGCCCUUUGAAGACUAAAGGGUCUAUUUUGGCCUUAGGCACGUUUGUGGAACUUCCACCAGCUCAUUUUGUUUUUAAUGUUGGGUUUUUAAAUUAUUAUUAUUACAUUGAGGGCCACCUUUAUUUUCAAAGGGUCUCAAGUUGGUUUGCCUGGUUCUCCUCUUGCCCAUGCCAUCCUCUCAACAACCCUGUGAGGUGGGUUAGGCUAAGAGAUGAGGACUGGCCCAAGGUCACAUGGCUGAGUGGGGCUUCGAACCCAGGUCUCCCAGGUCCUAGUCCCAGCACUCUUAACCGUUACACCUCACUGGGUUUUUAAUUGUUGUGAUCCGCCCUGGGACCUUAGGACGAAGGUGUGAGGGUUUGUUUGUUUGUUUUUUUCACAAUUGAGCGGUAUACAGUGGCACCUCGGUUUUCGAACGUCUCCAUUUACAAACGCCGUAAACCCGGAACUAAACGCUUCGGUUUUCGAACACGCCUCAGAAGUCGAACAUGCCGCGCGGCUUCUGCUGAGUGCAAGAUCCUGAGGCCUAGCUGCCGGCUGUUGAGUCCUGAGCACGGAGGUGAUAUUUGGGCUUAUUUGGUGACUCUCUUGCAACCGAUUUGUUUUUGUGACUGUGUGCAAUCAAAUCUCUGCUCAUCUCAUCUCAGGAUCCCUCUGCCAAUCACCCCUUUGCUGUGAGAAAUGGAUAACAGCUGCAAAGCCAAGAGAACCAUUAACAGAACAACAAUAGAGGUGAAGAAGGAAAUUAUUUCCAAACAUGAAAGUGGUGCCCGUGUACGUGACCUGGCAAGGCAGUUUGGUAUAGCCAAAUCGACAAUUUGUACCAUCUUAAAAAAUAAAAAAGCCAUUAAAGGAGCCAACGUUGCAAGAGGCGUUAAAACACUUACAAAACAAAGAACGCAGACCAUUGAGGAAGUGGAAAAAUUGCUUUUCAUAUGGAUAACCGAAAAACAGCUGGCCGGUGACAGCAUUUCUGAGAGCCUGAUCUGUGAAAAAGCUUUACGUUUGCAUGCUGACCUCGUCAGAAACAUCCCUGGAGCAAGUGAGGGUGAGAUUUUCAAGGCAAGCAGAGGCUGGUUUGAUAAUUUUAAGAGGAGAAGUGGGAUACACAUUUCGGCGAGACACGGUGAAGCUGCCAUUGCCAACAGAGAAGACGCCGACCAAUUUGUUUUGGAAUUUCAAGAUUACGUAGAGGCUGAGGGUUUCCUUCCCCAACAAGUGUUCAACUGUGACGAGACAGGCCUCUUUUGGAAGAAAAUGCCCAAGAGGACCUACAUAACAGAGGAGGAGAAAUCAUUGCCAGGACACAAGCCCAUGAAAGACAGGCUGACCCUUUUAUUAUGUGCGAACGCAAGUGGAGAUUUCAAGCUGAAGCCUUUGCUGGUCUACCUUUCGGAGAACCCCAGGGUAUUUAAGAAAAACAAUGUCAUCAAAAGCGAAUUGCCUGUGAUGUGGAGGGCAAACAGCAGAGCUUGGCUGACUAGGCGAUUUUUCGUUGAGUGGGUUCACGAAGUGUUUGGGCCAAGCGUGAAAAAAUACCUCCAGGACCAAAAUCUUCCACUGAAGUGCCUGCUUGUUAUGGAUAACGCUCCAGCCCACCCUCCAGGAUUGGCGGACGAGUUGAUGGAAGAGUUUGGUUUUAUCAGUGUCAAGUUUUUGCCCCCCAACACGACUCCCCUCAUCCAGCCCAUGGACCAGCAGGUCAUGUCCAAUUUUAAGAAGCUUUACACCAAAGCAGUGUUCCAAAUGUGCUCUGAGGUGACCUCGGACCCUGAGCUAACCCUCAGAGAGUUCUGGAAGAACCGUUUCAAUAUCCUACAUUGUUUACAUCUCAUAGACAAAGCAUGGGGCGAUGUGUCUCAGAGAACAUUGAAGUCGGCAUGGAAGGAAUUGUGGCCGGCAGCUGUUCCUGAAGGUGUAUUUGAGGAUGUUGGAGAAGAUGCUCCUGUUGUUGAGGAUAUUGUGUCUCUGGGGAAGUCCCUGGGCUUGGAAGUGAGCAGAGAGGACGUCGAGGAGUUAGUGGAGGACCACAAGACGGAGCUCACCACAGAAGAACUCCAGAACAUUCUGAUGGAGCAGCAACAGGCGGCCACUGAGGAAUUGUCUGAGGAGGAGGAGGAAGAGAAGAGAAGAGAAAACGUUCCUACUGCACUGAUCGAAGAAAUGUGUGCGAAAUGGGCUGAACUGCAAAGCUUUGUUGAAAAAUAUCACCCUGAUGCCGCUGCUGUCAGUCAUGCCACCAACACGUUCAAUGAUAGCGCUAUGUCUCACUUUAGACAAAUUUUAAAACAACGGAAAAGAUCCGCUGAGUCUGAACCAGGUGUCAGCGGUGUAAAAAGGGAAGGCAUGGCAGGACGGGAGUCAGCUAGAGGGAUUCUGGAAGAGGGCUACAGGACACUUGAACAGCAGUCACCUUUUGUGAUUAUUGAAGGGGACUAUCAUCAUCUUUGCAGGUAAGAAAAAAAAAUGACAUUUCCGUUUUUAUCAUCUACAGUACUGUUUUUACACUAGUGGCCAAAAUUGUGGAAACCUUUUGGGGAAAGUGUAUUUCAAAGGUUUGGUGGCUCAUAACACCACUUUUUGGGGGGAGUAAUACCAUAAAAUCAGUGCUUUUUUCAGGGAGGGGGGACACAGGGGUAUGCAUACUCCUAAAUAUUUUGUGAAUCUUUGUACUUUUCUCCAUUUACUGUAUUUAUUUUUCCCAAUUUGAACUAUAAUUUUCUUCAGACAAAAUGAGAGUACCCCUAAACGUUUUUUCAGGAAAAAAAGCACUGCAUAAAAUUAUAUACCAAUGGAAAUAUAAUUUAAUGAAGAGUGUAAUGCAACAAAGUUUGUUCAGUUAUCUGUAUUCUAUCAAAGGUUAUAGCCAAAUAACCAGAAAAAGGAGUGUUUAGAGAGCCAAUCAGGUGUCAUCUUGUUUUGGCAAUGAUGGCUCAUGACACCACUUUUUUUGGAGUAAUAACAUAAAAUUAUAUAUCCGUGGAAAGAUAAUUUAUUGAAUAAUGGAUGUAAUGAAGAAGCACCUGUCUGAGCUGCUGCCAGCCAGAGCAGGCGGCACAGAGCUAGGUGGGGUAAUGGUCUGGCUCUGGAUAAUGCAGCUUACUGUGUCCUGUCUAAGCCAUGUGUCACACCCUUAAAAAUAAUAAAAAAAUAAUUUUGAAAAUUAUUAUUAUUAUUAUUAUUAUUAUUAUUAUUAAUUGAACUUCUAUAUCGCCCUAUACCCAGAGGUCUCAGGGUGGUUCACAGAACAAAAUCAAAGUAUAAAACCACAAAAUAUAUACAGUGGUGCUUUGGUUCUCAAUCUGUUCCAGAAGUUGGUUCCAAAACCAAGGUGCGCUUUCCCGUAGAAAGUAAUGCAAAAUGGAUUAAUCUUUUAAAAACAACCCAUAAAACAGCAAUUUAACAUGAAUAUUACUAUCUAAUGAGACCAUUGCUCCAUAAAAAUGAAAGCAAUAAACAAUGUACUGCAGUUACACAGUCAUUCAAUCAGUAGCUGAACUGGGUUCCACACAAUCACAAAAAUAAAAACUGCAAAACUGAAAAAUAUACAGUGGUACCUCUGGAUGCGAACGGGAUCCGUUCCGGAGCCCCGUUCGCAUCCUGAAGUGAACGCAACCCCUGCGCGUGACAUCAUUUUGAGCAUCUGCGCGAGCGGCGAAACACGGAAGUAACAUGCUCCGUUACUUCCGGGUCGCCACGGAGCGCAACCCGAAAAUGCUUCAACCCGAAGUAUGACAGCACAGCAAAAACAGGCAGACGUUAGCAUAACACUCAAAACGGAAGCGUAACACUCAGUUCAGAAGCAUAACACUCAAAACGGAGCACGUUCAGCUUCCGAAAAAAGUUUGCAAACCGGAACACUUACUUCCAGGUUUGCUGUGUUUGGGUCCCAAGGCAUUUGAGUACCAAGGUGCCGCUGUAAUCAAAAUCAAAAUAAUAACCCCCCUAUAAAUUUUAUUUUAUGUUUUAUUACGUCACACUUAGCCUUGAAUCCCGUCUCGCCCUUUCUCACCCAGGCCUCAUCAAGCUUGGUACGCGAGGCCACUAAGCUACCCAGGGACGACAAUGAAAGAGGCGCUUGCCGCAGGCUCGGAAGAUUUCAAGACGGGGGUGUUUGAAGAGGCUGUUCCUCACCACAGCCCACUUCACCUGGAGCCCCAGGAGAUCAAGGUGGAGCCAGAGGAAAGGCCUCUCCACUCCUGGGAUGCUCAGUGGCAGGGCUGCCCUCCGGGAGACGAGCCCUCGCAUUCCACGUGGGACGCUGCUCGGCCGUCGGGGGACGAGACCCCUCCGGUUAUCCCGGACGUCCGCCGGGAGCCUGCCGGGAAGGGGAGGGCGAAGCACGUCCCGGCCUUCCGAGACGGAGACUGGAAGAUCUCCAGGACCCUGAAACCAGGAGACCCAAACGGGAAGGGCGAUGUCCCGAGUGGAGGCAACAUCGACACGGAGGCCAAGCGCCAGCGUUUCCGGGGUUUCCGCUACUGGGAGGCCGAGGGGCCUCGCACGGCCUGCGACCGGCUCCAGGAGCUGUGCUACGGCUGGCUGAAGCCGAAGAGGCACACCAAGGAGCAGAUCUUGGAGCUGGUGGUCUUGGAGCAGUUCCUGGCCGUCCUGCCGCCAGAGAUCCAGACCUGGGUGAGGGAUGGUCGCCCCGAGACCUGCGACCAGGCAGUGGACCUGGCAGAAGCCUUCUUGCUGAGGCCUCAAGAGGUAGGGAGCGGGUGGGAAGGGCAGCUGAGGGGUUUGGGGGGGUGGGAAAACUUCCUCGGGGGAAUAUGACAGGGUGGUGGCGUGGGUACAAGGAGCAGGGAGCCUGGACCCACAUGGGCAAGGACACAAGCUCACCCAGUGAGUGGGGAUUCGAAUCCGGGUCUCAAUAACAACAACAACAUAUUAUUUAUACCCCACCCAUCUGACUGGGUUUUCCCAGCCACUCUGGGCGGCUUCCAACAGAAUUUUAAAAUACAAUAAUCUAUUAAACAUUAAAAGCUUCCCUAAACAGGGCUAGGGACGCGGGUGGCGCUGUGAGUUAAACCACAGAGCCUAGGACAUGCCGAUCAGAAGGUUGGCAUUGCGAAUCCCUGCAACGGUGUGAGCUCCCAUUGCUCAGUCCCUGUUCCUGGCAACCUAGCAGUUCGAAAGCACGUCAGAGUGCAAGUAGAUAAAUAGGUACCACUCUGGCGGGAAGGUAAACGGCGUUUCCGUGCGCUGCACAUGACCCGGAAGCUGUACGCCGGUUCCCUCGGCCAAUAAAGCGAGAUGAGCGCCGCAACCCCAGAGUUGGUCAUGACUUGACCUAAUGGUCAGGAGUCCCUUUACCUUUACCUUUAAACAGGGCUGCCUUCAGGUGUCUUCUAAAAGUCUGGUAGUUGUUGUUCUCUUUGACAUCUGGUGGGAGGGCAUUCCACAGGGCGGGUGCCACUACCGAGAAGGCCUUCCUGGUUCCCUGUAACUUGGCUUCUCGCAGUGAGGGAACCACCAAAGGCCCUCUGCACUGGAUCUUGGUGUCUGGGCUGAACGAUGGGGGUGGAGAUGCUCCUUCAGGUAUACUGGACCGAGGCCAUUUAGGGCUUUCAAGAUCAGCACCAACACUUUGAAUUGUUCUCAGAAACGUACUGGGAGCCAAUGUAGGUCUUUCAAGACCAGUGUCUUUCAAAACUCUCUUAACAGUUACGCUAUACUGGGUUUUAAAUUGUUGUGAUCCUCCCUGGGACCUUAAGGUGAAGGUUUGAGAACCCAUUCAUCAGUUGCUCAGUCUCUCUCCCUUCCACACAAUAAAAUCAAAACACAUCCAGCUCACAUUUAAAAGCACCCGACUUCUCCCCAAAUAAUCCUGGGAAUUGUUGGUUGUUGAGGGUGCUGGGAAUUGUAGCUGUGUCGGGGGCGGGGGAACUACACUUCCCAUGAUACUUUUAGGGAAGUCUUUGUGUAGAGCUGCUCUCCAUUGCUCACAAAAGACCCAUUCAUUCUUACUGGGAGGGAAAAGAACAAUGGUGUGUUGUGAGAGGAAAGUGGAUAGAGAGAAGUUUUUUCUCUUGUCAUAAUCCUGGCCUGCUAGAUGUUGGCAGGCAGGGUUGAGGGAACAGCAAUACAGUGGUGCCCCGCAAGGCGAAUGCCUCGCAAGACGAAAAACCCGCUAGACGAAAGGGUUUUCCGUUUUUCGAUGCGCUUCGCAAGACGAAUUUCCCUAUGGGCUUGCUUUGCAAGAUGAAAACAUCUUGCGAGUCUUGCGAUUUUUUUCUCUCCCCCCCUUUUUCUAAGCCGCUAAUAGCUUUUUAGCCGCUAAGCCUUUAAUAGCCGCUAAUAGCGCUAAGCCGCUAAUAGGGUUGCUUCGCAAGACGAAAAAACCGCUAGACGAAGAGACUUGCGGAACGGAUUAUUUUUGUCUUGCGAGGCACUACUGUAUGUGAAGAGAGCCGCAGCAUUUGGACCUUUUUUAGUUUAGACAAAAAGUGAGCAUGGCCAGUCUCUCUUUUGAUUCGUUCAGGCUCCCAAUUCUGAGGCCGGAUCCACAAAACCACAUCUCAUUCUUGACUGAAACGGUUGGUCAAGACUACUACCCAUAGCUGUCAACGUUUCCCUUUUUUUAAGGGAAAUUCCCUUAUUCCGAAUAGGAUUCCUCGCAAGAAAAGGGAAAAGUUGACAGCUGUACUUCUACGUGAACCUAGGGGGUGGGCUGUCUUUUCCUUCUUGAGGGGCGCAUUCCCUUCUGAGGGCCACGCUCCAGAGGCAGAAGUGAGAGGAACAAUGGAUUCAAAAUUUAUUUUUAUAUAGGACGGUGGGCUAGUUUCUGCGCAAACUCACAUACCCCUCUCUAAUCCAGACAUGAUCAGAGCUCAAGAACACAUCAUGGAGGGAGAGAGGAGCGGAGGCUACGAGGGGAGUUGCUCACCCCUGCCUUGGACUGUGAUUUGUUUUUCUCUCCAUUUAUAUCCCACCACCUUCUCCAAGGAGCCCAAGGUGCUGCACAUGGCAUCUUCCCCUCCUUAUUUCAUCCCCACAACAACACUGUGAGGUAGGUUAGGCCUAGAGGCAGCGACUGGCCUGAGGUCACCCAGCGAUCUUCCAUGGCGAAGUGGAGAUUUGAACCCUGGUCUGCCAGGUCCUGUUCUGGUGGCACCUGGCUCUCAGUACGACAGUUGUGGUCUGCGGGGGGCAUAGGCCGGAGUCUGAAUUGGACAGCCUGCUGUUGUGUCUUAAUAACGGGGGUCACAUUUGGCUGUUUUAGGAUCUGGACACGUACGACGAAGUGGUUGUGGGCCUGUCGGAUGGAGACCAGGCUUUGAUGGAGACCGAGGUGAAGGAAGAGGUCGACGACAGCCCCAGCUCGCCAGGUAAGGCUUUCUUGCCUCUUAAAUUCUGUGCUUUCCGAAGGCAGCUUUGGUUGAAAAGAGCCUGGCUGCUGCGUCAGGCCAGAUACGAUACAAUACAAUAAUCUUUAUUGUCAUUGUGCCAUACAGAACAAUGAAAUUGAAAAAUCUGCAUAAGACAUUCAAAACCCAACAAGCCUGCUAUCCCAGCCUGGUUAGCCCCCUAAAAACUUUGAUACCCCAUCUUUAAAUACAAGAUACUCCCCUACAGACUCCUUAAAGGUAAAGGUAAAGGGACCCCUGACCAUUAGGUCCAGUCGUGACAGACUCUGGGGUUGCAGCGCUCAUCUCGCUUUACUGGCCGAGGGAGCCGGCGUACAGCUUCUGGGUCAUGUGGCCAGCAUGACUAAGCCGCUUCUGGUGAACCAGAGCAGUGCACGGAAACGCCGUUUACCUUCCCACCGGAGCGGUACCUAUUUAUCUACUUGCACUUUGAGGUGCUUUCGAACUGCUAGGUUGGCAGGAGCAGGGACCGAACAAUGGGAGCUCACCCCGUCACGGGGAUUCAAACCGCCAACCUUCUGAUCGGCAAGCCUUAGGCUCUGUGGUUUAACCCACAGCGCCACCCGCGUCCCGUACAGACUCCUUACAAUGCAUUUAAAACCAACAUCGCAUUUGGGUAGAAGCUGUUUCUCAGGCAGCUAGUCCUAGUCUUUCUAACCCCUGUACCAGAAGGCAGAAGCUGAAAGAGAUCAUUUCCGGGGUGCUCACUAUCUCUGAAACUUUCUUAUGGCACCUGGAAGCGUAGAUUUGAUCCAAGGUGGGAAGAAUGCACCCAAUUAUUCUCUCCGCAGUCUUUACAACCCUGGACAGCUUUGUUUUUCCCCUGACCGUGCAGUUCCCAAACCACACACACACACCAUAAGUUAAUACACUCUCAACAGUACAAUGGUAAAAUGCCAUCAACAGGUCCUUUGACAGCCCCACCCUGUUCAGGAUCCUGAUCUCCCAUUGGCAACCAGGGGAGCCCACAAGCAGCACCCAAAGGCAACAGCACUCCUCCUCUGUGGUUUACAUCUGUUGUUGUUGUUGUUGUUUUAUUGAAUAAAAACCACAAUAUAUAUAUUCAAAAUAAAAACAACAACCCAAUAAUACCCCCCCAAAAAAGAGGCACAUUUUAAAAGAGUAUAGGAUGUCAUCAGGUCAACCAAAGGCCUGGUUAAAAAGGAACAUUUUUGACAGCGCCUAAAGGUGUAUAAUGAAGGAGCCAGGCGAACUUCCCUGGGGAGAGCAUUCCAUAGACAGGGAGCCACUGCAGAGAAGGCCCUGUUCUCGCCUUGCCACCCUCUGGACCUCUCAUGGAGGAGGCACAGAAAGAAGGUCCUCAGAGGAGGAUCUCAGGGUCUGGGAAGGUUCAUAUGGAAAGAGGCAUUGCGGUCCUGAGCCAUCUAAGGCUUUAUAAGCCAAAGCCAGCACUUUUAACUGGGCCCGGAAAUGGGACCCCUGUCUGAAAUGAUCUGGGAGGCUUUGACUGUGAUAGGGAGGAAACAGGAAGGGAGGGUAAAAAGGAUAAAAGUUGGUGGCAAUGUAAAAUCAUUUAAAAGGCCUGAGAAAAGGCAUAUAAAGAUUGGAAAGGAAUGUGAAAAAUGAUUGUUGUUUAAAAAAAAUGAAGUUACGAUAUUGAGAUGUACGGGUCUUGAUGGACUUAUUGAACGAAAUACUUUGUUCCUGUACUUAAGAGUGGACGCCAGGCCAAGACCAGCCAGCUCCCACAAAAGGAAGACUCCUCUGCCAGAGAAGAUGAAGAAGACUGGCAAAAUAAACUCUUGAACUAUGCAGGACAAAUCAGUUAACUUGAAACCCAAGAAAAGAAAGAGGACUUUGAAUUUUAUAAAAAGGGGCAAAUGUUUAAUGCAUAUCUUUUAAGCAUUGUGUAUAGAUUUUUACAUUAGUCUAACUUCUAAAAGUCACUUGUAACAAGUUUAAAAUUGUUUUAGGUUUAAAAUUGGGUUAUUAGGAAUCUAAGGUUUAAAGGAUGUGUGUGAACGAGUACUAAACAAUGGAACCAAGAGGGGGAGUGGAGGGAAGUCAAGCAAAAAGUAUGGUUUAAAAAUUUGUUUAUGAUGUUUUCUUUCUCUUUCUGCAUUAUAGUUGCUAUUUUUAUUUUUGUUUUUGUUGUUACUUUUGGAAAAUUAAUAAAAUGUUAUCAAAAGAAAAAAGAAAAAAUAAUAAUUGGGCCCAGAAACUAAUUGGUAGCCAGUGCAAUCGGAUCAGUAUAAUAGGCUCAAACCGCCUUGCUCCGGUGAGCAACCUGGCCGCUGAAUUCUGCACUACCUGAAGUUUCCGAAAUGUCUUCAGAGGCAGCCCUACGUAUAACGCAUUGCAGUAAUCUAACCUUGAGGUUACCAGCACAUAGACAAUAGUAGUUAGGCUAUUCUUGUCCAGAUAGGGCUGUAGCUGGGCCAGCAGCCGAAGCUGAUGGAAGGCACUCUGGGCCACUGAGACCACCUGAGCCUCAAGGAACAGCAAAGUUGAUAUCCAAAGGCAUUUGCCAUCUCUGACUAUGGCAGGAGAACGUAACCAUUGUGACUUGGGUUCAUGGUAUCCCUGCAGAAAUCCCCUGAGCAUGGGCAGUCCUCUCUGCAUUAUUUUUGCUCACAGCUGUUGGAAGGACAUAACACACAAUGGAAAUGUUAGUGUUUGAAGUCCUAAAUGAUCUGAAAUAAUAAAUAAAUCAUAUAAUUAUUUUUUUAUUUAUACCCCGCCCUUCCCGGUUCAGAAAACCGGGCUCAGCGUGGCCGACAACAAAUUCAAACCAUUUAAUUGAUGCAACAAAAAACAUCAUAAAAUACAGUAUAAAACGUGUAUAACAAUAAAUUCAGAAUUCAAAAAUCAAUUUAGGGGGGAAAUCCAUCCAAUAAACAUUAGAUGAUCACCAGGGCUAGCUGGCUAAGUUAGGCCUAUUUGGGCCAGCGAGGAGACCAGGGGAGAAUUAGCUGUGGGAUCCCAGAGCGGGUAAUCUUCAUAAAAAGGGGAGGGAAGGAAGGGGAAUAAAAGAUCCUGCUAAGUUCAGAUUGAAAGCCAGGCGGAAUAGCUCUGUCUUACAGGCCCUGCGGAAAGAAGUUAAAUCCUGCAGGGCCCUGGUCUCAUGGGACAGAGCAUUCCACCAGGUCGGAGCCAUCACUGAGAAGGCCCUGGCCCUGGUGGAGGAUAAUCUGACUUCCUUAGGGCCCGGGACCUCUAAACUAUGGUUAUUCAUGGACCUUAAGGUCCUCCAUGGGGCAUACCAGGAGAGGCGGUCCUGUAGAUACGAGGGCCCUAGGCUAGGAUAGCAUUAGUGGUUUUUGCUGCUGCAUUACACCGUUGGCUCAUGUCCAGCAUGUGGUCUCUCUGCUUUCUACUUCCUCCAUAGCAUAAUUCUUCCAUGCAUAAUUCUAUACACUUCUGUAAUGUUGCCUCUUACACCUCCUUUUUCUACGGGGCAGACCAGGAGAGGCGGUCUUGUAAAUACGAGGUCCCUAGGCCCCCUCCUUCGCUACAGACCAUCUUCUUGUUUUAGUGGUGUUCAAUAAUCAAAGCUUCGUUAACUUGGAAGGCCUUACAGAUCGGGCUUGGGAUGUUGCACGAGUGGAAGCAAUGGGACUUUCCCUCCUUCUGCCCCCCCCCCCCCAAAUCUGCUCUGGAGGGCUGGGCGAACCCCUAUAAUAACAAUAAUAAUUUAUUAUUUCUACCCCGCCCAUUUGGCCGAGUUUCCCCAGCCACUCUGGGCAGCUCCCAACAGAAUUAAUGAUAUUUUAUUUUUUUAAAGCGAUACAACAUCAGACACUAAAAACUUCCCUAAACAGGGCUGCCUUCAGACGUUUUCUAAAAGUCAGUUGUUUAUUUCUCUGACAUUUGAUGGGAGAGUGGGCACCACUACCGAGAAGGCCCUUUGCCUAGAACAGGCGUAGGGGGUUUGCAGGGUAGGAGACGGGGGGACAUGGUGCUGCGCAAGCAAUUUAAUUCCACGUUGAAUCCCGCUCUAUACGCAAUUCAUUUCCAUGUACUAAAUUCUAUUGCAGUUUCUGCACCCUUGUAGAAGUCUGUACCGGCUUGCACGGUGUUCCGUUCUGAGGUGGACUGCCGCAAUAAAACGCUGUUCUCUUCUGCUCCAGGACAUGAAAUAUUGUUGGAUGAAAGCGGAAAGGAAGCGCGGCAUGUGUCCGCCGAAGAAUCGGAGUCCGAUAUGGAAGAGGAAGAAUGUGAGAUGGAAGAAGGGAGCUUUGGCGAUCCGGGCGGAGCAGAGGGACACAUGGCAAACGAAAUCCAAGUCUGGAAGAUCACGGGGCCCCAGAGCUUGCAGGAGGGCGUGGGCAGACACGUGUGCCCCGUUUGCGAGAGAGCGUUCACUCGCAAAUCGAGCCUCAACCGACACCUGAUAAUCCACUCGGGAGAGAAGCCCUACAGGUGUCUUGACUGCGGGAAGGGCUUCAACCGCAGGACCAACCUGAUGGCUCACGAGGCCGUCCACACCGAAGAGAAGUCCUACCAGUGCUCAGAGUGCGGGGAGAGCUUCAAGCCGAAAUGGGGCAUUGCCCCGUACCAGGUGGAUCCCACGGGGGAGAAGGUCUACAAGUGCCUGUCGUGCAAGAAGAACGUCCGGCAGACGGGCAGCGUGAUGAGCUGGCGGCUGCUGAACGAGCAAGGGAAGGAGAUCCAGCCACAGCCCUCGGACGCGCCGGGCCCCGAGAAGGAGGAGAACGUCCCCGAGCACCAGAACGAACCUGAGAUCGAUCUGGGGAAGGACGUGUCCGUGGGAACGAUCGAGUCGGUGAUCGUUCCGGGUGGCGACCUUUGCUUCAUCAAGACCCCGGCGAAGCUGUACAAGGGGAAGCGGAUGAGCCCCUGCCCCGUGUGCGGCAAGGUCUUUGCCACGCAGUCGAGCGUCAACCGGCACCAGAGGAUCCACACGGGGGAGAAGCCCUACAAGUGUUCCUACUGCGGGAAGAGCUUCAACCAGAAGACCAGCCUGCUCACCCACGAAGUCAUCCACACCGAGGAGAAGCCGUACCAGUGCUCCGACUGCGGGAAGAGCUUCCGGCACUCGUCGGGCCUUCAAGUGCACCAGAGGAUGCACACGGGAGAGAAGCCGUACACCUGCCUGGUCUGCCGCAAGAGCUUCAGCCAGCGGGCGCACGUGAUCAAGCACAUCGUGAGGAAGCACAAGGGGGAGAAACCCUCGUCCUACGUCUCUCAGCCGUCUGAGAGCUGAGGCGUGUGUCCCCUCCGGCCUCCCGGACUAAGAUACAAGAGCAGACUGCAGUCUUAGCGUAGUUUGUUUAGGUGUAAGAAUCCCCGCCCGUUCAGGAUCCGUUCCUGACUUUUUGGGACUGGACAUGCCUCUUUCUUGGAAAGAGAAAAAUCCCAGGCCAGUGUACUCCAGCAGAGUCACAACAGGCACACUCCUCUGAGGGAAUUUGACUGUGCCGCUAUAUUAGAUUUGCUAAAUCGCACUUAGUCUCCGGAUGGGCAGCAUUUGUUGCCGUCUCGUGGAGGCCAACCGGAAAGAGGGAAAACCUCUGCAGUGAAUCGCUUGCGAGUCCUGCCCCUGCUCACUAGCGUACCCUGAUGCCCAGUAUGGGAACUGCAGCGAUAAUUAACACCAGAGCUUUUCGGUUGCCAGACAUCCACCUCUGUAUAUGGUUAGGUUGCUGCUGUGCCAAUAAAUGUGGGUUGGUGGACAUCUGUGGAUGCGCAGAGGGAAUAUACCUCUUGGGCUAUGAAGAACUUGUUGCAAUUCCAUCCUCCACCCCCAUCAAUGAUUUCUCUAUAUUCGGAAUGGAUGGGGCACGAGGAAUACAGUGACAGUUUUCUCUGUGUUAACUGGUCAUGGACAACUUGCAACAUGCAACUAGUCCUAUAUAGUUUCUGUGUGUUUUAGUAACUUGACGUCGGAUUAUGUCUCUGCUGCAAAGUUUUGGUAACUUGGGCUUUGAGCCUCGCAGGUGGGGCUCACCUCUGUGGGUGUACGUAGCAGUGGGCGGCUGAUUCAUUAGGGCAGCUGCUUAUUGGGUCUGGCAGGGCAGAAGGCUGGGAGAGCCAGUCUAGUUCUAGUUUCCCCCUAUUCUCCCUGCUCUGCAAGGAGAACACUGUGUGUGCAGGUGGGUGUCGCUGAGGACCGACUGAGUUUGGUGGAGCAUUGACCCCACCCCCAUUUCCCCUAGUGGGCCAGCCUGUGUUGCCUGCUGCCUGCCGUCUUACAGAUUGCUCAGAGGAGUGUCCCACGCUGCCCUCAGUCCAUUUCUGCCCUUGUAGAACUCAGCGGGAGGGUGGGGACAAAAGCAGAAUUAGUUGGCUCCACCUAUUCCAACUCUAUGAUUCUCUCGUUGGCUCUGGCGCCACCUGCUGUUGGGCUCCUUUCCUCCCGCCCCACCACAGCCACUGACCAUUACUCCCCUUAAGUAGUUCUAGGAUUGCAACCCUAGUCUUUUGGGUAGCGAGGGUGCCGUGUAGUAUUUUUUAUUAAAGUUUAACUCGUGUAUGAAAUGUACGCAGGCAGCCCCGGGUUGAGUCCCCCACCCCCGGCGUCACCCCUUAAAGAAGUGUCUCGGGUGGAACAAUAAGCCUUGGAGCAUUUUUUUUUUAAAGAAUAAAAUAGUAUUUUGUAUCAAAGUAAUAGUUUAGUUAGUUUAUUAUCUGCAUCCCGCUUUUCUACUACAAUAAUUAAAGCGGGUUACAAUUUAUGUAAAAAAUAAAAUAGGCUGGGAAAUAAUUUUUAACCAUACCUUGCAAAAUUGUACACCUUUCAAGCAGUUAAAGAACUGUCCCUUUAAAGAUAUCACUAGAUUGGCCAGCUGACUUGGUGUGAAGCAAGCUUUGUGUGUUCCCUUUGAGGACAAUUUAGGGCAGCUUUCCAAAAAUCCCCUCUGGAUUAGUCUUUCCUGUUCUUGGUGGACUUCCAGAUGUUUUAAUUCUGCCGGCUGGCGCCGGUGGGAGUCGUAGUUCAAACAUCGGGGGAGGCACCUGGUUGGGGAAGGCCGCGUUACAUACUGGGCAGAGCCACGCCACCCAUUUAAAGCACAACCGACGCACAUUUUGAGCACAUCACUUCCCCCAAAUAAUCCCUCAAACUGUAGCUUGUUAAGGUAAAGGUAAAGGGACCUCUGACCAUUAGGUCCAGUCGUGACCGACUCUGGGGUUGCGCACUCAUCUCACUCUAUAGGCCAAGGGAGUCGGCGUUUGUCCGCAGACAGCUUCCAGGUCAUGUGGCCAGCAUGACUAAGCCGCUUCUGGCGAACCAGAGCAGCGCACGGAAAUGCUGUUCACCUUCCCGCUGGAGUGGUACCUAUUUAUCGACUUGCACUUUGACGUGCUUUCGAACUGCUAGGUUGGCAGGAGCAGGGACCGAGCAACGGGAGCUCACCCCGUCGUGGGGAUUCGAACCGCCGACCUUCUGAUCGGCAAGUCCGAGGCCCUGUGGUUUAACCCACAGCGCCACCCGCAUCCCUUGUAGCUUGUUAAAGGUGCAGGGAAUUGUAGCUCCGUGGUGGUGGGGAACUACAUUUCCCAUGAUUCUGUUGGGAAAGCCAUGUGCUUUAAAUGGACGGUGUAGAUCUUCACAGUGCCGCCCUGCAGUAAAUUUCAUGUCUUUGUCCAUGGUGAAAGCAGAUGGAUAAAUAGCCAUCCAUAUAUUGUUGGUGUUGUGCUUUCAAACAGUUAUGGCGCACAGAUCUACAAUUUACAGGGCAGGUUUACAGAGAUGUAAGUCUUACUCAGUUCAAUGGGGCUUACUCCAAGGCGAAUGUGUAUCAGAUUGCAGCCUGAAGCAAAAUUGCUUAAUUUAUGGAGUGCUUGUUUAAAAAAAAGACUGCGGCAGGAGGCACAUGAAAAUGACUUUCUGGAAAGUGUUCACAAAUUGCUUCACUUGGAUCUUAUCAGAAGUUUUCUGUCACAAUGUUUGCCAGUGUUUUCUCUCUCUCUCUCUCUGCAUGGGAAGGUGAGAAACACCUUGAGGGAUUUCUGUGUGGGAGAGACAGCCUGUGAACUACUCAUGAAAUAAACAAUGAAACUAACACCAGCCUCCUAAUUGGGUUCCAGAUCUCCACAGGUUUGAUUUUAUCCAUGAAGAGUAUUAUACCCUCUUUAGCUCCCAAGAGGGCUUAUUAUUAAAACACACCCAGAGAUGUGAUUAUAAUGGAGACAAAAUGUGGCCAUGCGUGGACAGCUCCUGCUUAGGGUGUCAUGCAUCUAAGAAUAUUAAUAAUAAUUUUAUUAUUUAUACCGCACCCGUUGUUCCAAGAUAUCCCAUUCCAUUCCCCGCCUCUGGGUUUCCAUUGUCCACAGGGGUUCAGUUCCUAGCCCACUGAGCAUGCUUGCAGUGUGCAAGCCUAACCAUGUCUACUCAGAAGUAAAAGGUAAAGGGACCCCUGACCAGGUCCAGUCGCGGCCAACUCUGGGAUUGCGCGCUCAUCUCGCUUUAUUGGGAGCCGGCGUACAGCUUCUGGGUCAUGUGGCCAGCAUGACUAAGCCGCUUCUGGCGAACCAGAGCAGCGCACAGAAACGGCGUUUACCUUCCCGCCGGAGCGGUACCUAUUUAUCUACUUGCACUUUGACGUGCUUUCGAACUGCUAGGUUGGCAGGAGCAGGGACUGGACAGCGGGAGCUCACCCCGUCACGGGGAUUCGAACUGCCGACCUUCUGAUCAGAAGUCCUAGGCUCUGUGGUUUAACCCACAGUGCCACCCACGUCCCAUAGUGCAAGCCAUAAGCUUCCUUUAGGCGGUCUCCAGCAUUGCAUCAAAAAUUCCUACAGGUUUUUAAUUGUACUUUUAUCCCUUUAUUUCUUGUCUUGUAUUAGAAUUUUUGAAUUCAAAAUUGCAAUAAAAUACUAUGUAAGAAAU